Rana temporaria (common frog) is the source of this 972-nucleotide messenger RNA. Its product is annotated as serine/threonine-protein kinase SBK1-like. The transcript is spliced from 5 exons. NCBI's taxonomy places the organism in Eukaryota, Metazoa, Chordata, Amphibia, Anura, Ranidae. Bases 1 to 972 code for a protein of 323 amino acids. Gene Ontology annotation, biological process: peptidyl-threonine phosphorylation; peptidyl-serine phosphorylation. Gene Ontology annotation, molecular function: protein serine/threonine kinase activity; ATP binding. The record is from RefSeq and is a predicted model, not a curated record.
AUGGAAGUAUUUGGGAAUAUGAAGAAAAGGGUGGUAGAUUUAGAGGAAGUUUCUAGUUUCCACCAAGGAACACCUGGGAUAGACUUAGAAAACUAUUUUAAACAGUUGAAACAUCUCAUGGAAAAACAAAUUAAGAUUUGUACCUGCCAGAAAUAUAAGAUUUACCCAAAUUCUUCUGGCAGCAGAUACACCUUUCCACCUGCUGGCCAAAGUUUAUUACAUUUCUUUCCUGAAGAUCACUUGGAGGACACUAUGGCCUCCGUUGUUCAUAAUGUGGAAGGUGUUCUGGACAGAAUGGUCUCCUCCUAUUCAAAAGGUCUACAGGAGGUCGACUUACAGGAGUACUUCCUCAAGGUGAAGGAACUUGGAGAAGGAGGCUAUGGAAGAGUAUUAUCGGCAAACCACAGGAUAACAGGUCAAAAAAUGGCAUUGAAGAUCAUGGAUAAAAACAGAAUUAGCCAGCGGUCUUUCCUUCAGGAGUUCAGUAUUUCAUACUUACUUUCUUCUCAUCCCAACAUCAUCGGAUGUUAUGGCAUCGCCUUCACCACCAUCGAUUACUUCGUCUUUGUCCAAGAACUGGCCCCUGUUGGUGAUCUGUGCUCCAUGAUUUUACCACAUGUGGGAAUUCCAGAAGAUUCUGUUAAAAGGUGUGCUGUACAGAUCUCCAAUGCUCUCGAAUUCAUGUCCGAGAAAGGACUUGUUCAUAUGGAUUUGAAGCCAGAAAACAUUUUGGUGUUUGACAAGGACUGUCACUCCAUCAAGAUCACAGACUUUGGCCUUGCUAAGGUCAAAGGAACAGUGAUAACCUCCAGGUCUGGCAGCAAAUUCUACAUGGCCCCAGAAUUGCGUGACAUAACCAUCUCAGAUGGACUGGUUGUAGAUGGAAGCCUGGAUGUGUGGUCGUUUGGUUUCAUCAUCUACUGCCUACUCACAGGGGAGUUUCCAUGGACGGUAGCCACCCUUGAUGAUUAA